Molecule: messenger RNA, 429 nt
Organism: Necator americanus (New World hookworm)
Lineage: Eukaryota; Metazoa; Nematoda; Chromadorea; Rhabditida; Ancylostomatidae
Exons: 3
Coding region: 1-429 (142 amino acids)
Source: RefSeq, a predicted model, not a curated record
AUGGCAACUGCUAUCGUUCCAGUGUUCUCAGUGGCCCUACUAGCUCAUGCUGUGUACCAGUAUCAACAUGAUAUUAACUGGUGGAUGUACGUUCCUGCGUACGGAUUGGCCGGAAUCCUCUGCAUAUUCCCCUCACCAUCUCUAUCUCUUUGGCGAGGUUUGUCAUCAGUCGCUGUCAUCGGUGGAGGUCUUCUGAUGUUGUUUCUCACAUGGACAUUUCAUGGACUAGAAGGAAGUCCAGGUUUGGAGUUGAGCGAGGCCAAGAAUUUGUUGCCGAUUGCGAUAGGAGUUGCAAUUACUACUGGAACCCGUUUAUCACUAGAUACAAAUCAAAGAAUACUGCACUACAUCAGAUCUCUAAUCUUAGUCACGUUGUUCAUACUUAGUUCUUUCAUCAGUGUAUAUUCUAUCAAGUAUUAUUUAAUGUAA